Mercenaria mercenaria is the source of this 752-nucleotide messenger RNA. RefSeq lists its product as uncharacterized. The transcript has 4 exons. The record is from RefSeq and is a predicted model, not a curated record. The coding region runs from base 159 to 482 and encodes 107 amino acids. Lineage: Eukaryota; Metazoa; Mollusca; Bivalvia; Venerida; Veneridae.
CCGUCCAUGUUUACAAACACGUUUGUUUAUUUUAUAAGGAGUAAUAUUUAUAUCUCUUGACUGUAAUGUUAUUUUAAACGAUAUUGUGUAAACACUAAAUACAACUAUUGAUCGUUUAGAGAUAAAAUAACUGCCAGGUUGGAUGAUAAAAAGCAGAAAUGGUAAAGUGGAUAAAACUUAGAAAGAAUUUUCCAUGUCCUGCGUGUCCUUCUCAUCAGAGCUCGGACUGGACGUGCACAGACGGUGAACCGCUGUAUCUGAACGAAUUAGGUUUUAUGGAAUGUCAAAGCGGGGAACACUCAGGUAAAAUUGUUGACAAUACUUGGAAUUGCGGAAGCAGUUACCACAACGGUCAAGAUAUGAAGGCCGACCUUGAAGGUUUUACAUUUGCGCUCUCUCAAGCAGUGCAGUUAACGAGCGAAGCUGGUUCAGAAUGGGUUGCUAGACUCGUCACGGAGCUUGGAAAACAAUAUGGAAAAUGAAUACAAUUAAAUUUAUAAGAAGAUCCGAUCCUGUGGACAUAUAAAAUGCAACUAAAUAAAAUGAUGGAUAUAUCUCUACCUGACAAACAAAGGAACCAAGGAUUUACAUGAAGAACUAACUACACAUGUAGUGAAAAUAUAGAUUUUUAUCAAUUUUUCUUAUUUUUAGAGUUAGAUUUCUCUGAAAAAGUUUCAAGUAAAAUUUGAAGUGACCGAACUACUCUACUAAUAGAAAGUUUCCAACCUUGAAUAAAAUUGCACUCUACAGGA